UUGCAUUUUUAAUGGCUGCAAUUCCUGUUGCCGUUUCUCCGAUAUUCUGAGUUUAGCGUUCCCUUUAGCUGGAAGAAGGACGCGCUUUCGCUGCCUCUUCCGGGAGCGGGGAGGGGAGUUGCAAGGGAGGCGGCCUGCUGAGGCCCAGCCCGCCGGGAGUUUGGCUGACUGGCGGGCAGAGGGACGGACGAAGCCAGACUGCUAAGCUUCGGCUCGUUAGAGGGAGCUAUCGGCCGGAGGGAGUGGGGCUUGCUGCAGUGAGGGACCUGCUCCUGCCUCCGCUUCCACCUCCUCGAGAGCCAGAGAAACUGGCCGAGGAGCCGAGUUAGCCGUAGAAGAGGCGGCGACGAGGGGUCACGGCGCAGCCUCUUCGCGGCAGUCGAAGUGGGUGAGGGCCCUGGCGGCCACGGUUGCCACCGUUAUGAAUCCGGCGGGCUCCUCAGGACCGGCCCUGGGAGGAAAGCCGCUUGGCCGGAGUGAGGUGCAAAGGGAAUAGGGAGUGUUCCCAGCCCAUUCCGUUGGGUCCAGGCCAGUAACCUCCGUGUCCAUGAGACCGCCGUCAUCCCAUCAGAGUUGCUGCCACUGCCACCACUUCCUUCUCCUUCACCUGCAGCCACCGACCAAGGCACCCUGCUCUGCUUCUAAGGCCAUCAGGCCCGCUUCUUUGGGCUCUCCUGUUUCCUUUCCUCUGCGCAGCAGAAGGAAAAGACUACAGACUUCUGUGUGAAGAGAAUGGCUGUAACUUUGGAGAAGGCCCAAAGGGCAGGCUAUAUAUUUCUGAAGGCACUGUUAAGAUUUAGCUUCAUGGUUGCUAAUAACCUUGUUGCUAUUCCGUCCUAUGUUCUAUACUUAAUAGUACUGCAACCUCUUCGAUUGUUGGAUAGUAAAUGGUUUUGGUAUAUCGAAGGAGUAUUAUUUAAAUGGCUUUUAGCCAUGGUGGCAUCCUGGGGCUGGUGGGCAGGAUAUACAGUCAUGGAAUGGGGAGAUGAUGUUAGAACAAUUUCAGAAGAUGAAGCUGUGAUGCUGGUAAACCAUCAAGCAACAGGAGAUAUUUGCACUCUAAUGAUGUGCCUUCAAGACAAAGGCACGGUUGUUCGUCAGAUGAUGUGGCUGAUGGAUCAUAUUUUUAAAUACACAAAUUUUGGAAUUGUAUCUCUGAUUCAUGGAGACUUCUUUAUAAGACAGGGAAAAGCUUAUCGUGACCAGCAGCUUGUGCUUCUCCAUGAACAUCUAGAAAAAUAUUACAGGAGCCGUGAUCGCAAGUGGAUUGUAUUGUUUCCAGAAGGUGGUUUUCUUAGAAAAAGAAGAGAAACCAGUCAGGGGUUUGCCAAGAAAAACAAUUUGCCAUUUCUUACACAUGUUACACUGCCAAGACUGGGAGCCAUGCAAGUUAUACUGAAAGAUCUGGUAGCUCAGCAAGAAAAUGGAACUUUGGCAGGUGAAAAAAUUGCUGUAUCAGCAUCAGAAGGAUACAACCCCAAACAGCCAGAAAGUAAAUCAAAAGGCCUUCAGUGGGUGAUAGAUACAACUAUUGCGUAUCCCAAAGCUAAGCCCAUAGACAUUCAGACAUGGAUUCUUGGCUACAGGCGGCCAACAAUUACUCACGUACAUUACAGAAUUUUUCCAAUUAAGGACGUGCCUGUUGAUCCUGAAGCCCUCACUGUUUGGUUAUAUCAACGGUUCAUUGAAAAAGAGGGUCUCUUGUCACACUUUUACAAGACGGGAAUGUUCCCUCCUCUGCAAGGACAGACGGAAGUUGUUUCCCGGGAGAUGACCCUUAGCAAUUUGUGGCUAGUUCUUGUACAGUUAUUUGCAUUUUUGUCGGGUGGUAUGUGGUACUGCGUUCUUCAGUAUUUUUAUGAAUGCCUAUUUUAAAAGGUGAAUGAAUGGGACACAAGGACACAAUGAGGAACUUGGUACUUUACAGAAUGCAUCAUGUUAUGUGUUCAAAUAUGAAUAUGCCAGUAGAAAGGAACAUACUGGAUGGACUUUCUCUCCUUUUGGGGGAGGAUUUUAAAUUCCACUAGAAGAAAGGAUCAACAAUAUAAUGACCGAAUGAUGAUAUAUUUUAAGAACUGUCCAUAUUUUUAAAAGGCGUGACUCCAGCAAAUUCAGCAUUUGAACAGGAGAUGCAGUUAUACAACCAUCAGAAGUGAAUAUCUGUAGCAGAGAAUGCUUUUGUCACAGGUAGUAUUCAGCACUGUAGUUAAAACUCCAAAUUUUCAGCAACUCUUUCUUCAGUAGUCUGUACUGCAAGUCUUGUGGUAGAGAUCCUUCAUCUGCACAACUCAAAUUGUAUUGUAAUUAAUUAUGCCGGAUCUGUUUAACAUAAUCCACAGUCCUGGCUAUGGUAUUGUGACUACCCCAUGAUACCUGUUUAGUAGCUUUUUUUUUCUUUUUCUUUUUUAAAAAUUAUUUUGAACAUUAUCUCAGUGAAAUAUUCUAUUGUAACCCAUGAAAAGGAAAAGUACAUUGCAAGAAGCAUUGCAGUGUCAUGGAGUGUUGAAAAAACUGUGCAUACCUCAUAGACCAGUCUGUUCUUACCAUGUUUUCUGUUACUUGAACCUCUUGUGAAUAUCCUCUUGAAAGGGUGCUUCAGAAAUGGAAUGUCAUUAAUCUGUUUCCUGUUGUUAUUAUAGAAUGCAUUUUGUGUAUGUACACGCUUUCCCUCCCUCCCUCCCUUCCACAAAAUGCACUUUUAAAAAGUGAUGAUAAGAAGCAUAGCUAGAAAGAAACAUAGAUGCUGUUCCUAACAGCUUGUAUUUUGGAGGGUUAUCAGCAGUUCAGAGAUGUCUGGAUUUUCAGUGCUGAAGUACAUGAGUUGCCACAGACUUGGCAAAAUAAUAUUUUUUGUAAUUUUUAAUCUUCAGAGAGGCCUUUAUUUUCAUCUGACAAAAGAAGCACUGGAAAUGCAUGUGAGACAGUUUCUGUACAUACAUGCCAAGCACCUAGAUGCUUUGCUUAUAGGAAAAAUAAGAGGAAGUUAGUUUAAUCACCAGACAGAAAACCUAGUCUUUGAGCAAAACAAUAGGAAGAUAAUCUGCUUUAUAAUCCAGAGCUGUAGUAAAAUUCUCUGAACUGUAAAGGGCAUUACUAAAUCUCUCAUCUUGCUGAAAUAUUUCACUGUCAUAGAAAGGGAGUUUAACUAAAGAUGCAAUUUGGCACUAAAACAGGGUUCCAGGUGAUCACAUUACAGUUUUAUAAUAAUUUUGAAGGAAAAGAGUCUGUGUUGUUAUCACUCUUUGAAUGCUUGGCAUCAAUACUGUAUGCUGCAUCGUAAUAUACAAAACCAUUCCUAGAAACCCGUUUCUAAUUUACACGUUCAGGCCUGUACACUAAUUACCAAAUGUUGUCUUUUAUGGACUGUAACCUUUUUUCAAAGAGCAAAGCCAAGCCAACAACAGUUGUCUGUGCUGAGUUUGAGAUAUAUAUUCUCUGGUUUUUGUUUUGUUUUUGUUUUCCCAAAUUACAUGAGAACCAGCUUUGGUGAGUAGUAUAUAAAAUAAAAAUAUAAAACCACA
Messenger RNA from Python bivittatus (Burmese python), 3521 nucleotides. It is a transcript of the gene LPGAT1, whose product is annotated as lysophosphatidylglycerol acyltransferase 1. Gene Ontology annotation, biological process: phosphatidylinositol acyl-chain remodeling. NCBI's taxonomy places the organism in Eukaryota, Metazoa, Chordata, Lepidosauria, Squamata, Pythonidae. Gene Ontology annotation, molecular function: acyltransferase activity. The record is from RefSeq and is a predicted model, not a curated record. Gene Ontology annotation, cellular component: endoplasmic reticulum; endomembrane system.